This is a messenger RNA of Dibothriocephalus latus, 321 nucleotides long. The record is from the annotation of a GenBank genome assembly. Lineage: Eukaryota; Metazoa; Platyhelminthes; Cestoda; Diphyllobothriidea; Diphyllobothriidae.
AUGAACAAGCUGAUCGUGCCCCAGGACCUCAAUUCGCGCGUCCGCACAGGCCAUGUUGCCUGGGUAAACAUACUCAGCUGCAGCCCGAGUGGCAUCCGCAAACUAAACGGCUUUUUCCUCCUGCAGCUCUACGUGGAACAUAGUGUUCAUCAGAGCAACACCUUCUGCCCUCUUCCGAUACGUGGUCGUAUACUUGCUCACAUUGCUGACUUCUGUAGGACGUUGUUGUUGAGGGGUGCGACCAGUGUGAGGCGUUCUUGGCUAACCCGAUGCAUUAUGCUGACUGCUACACUGAGCACCGGUCUGGCGCCUCCGAUAUGA